GUAAUGGCGCAACUCAUGAAACGCGGAUUCUCCACGAGCGCUGCUCUCGCUAAGGCUCAGCUGGUGAAGACCCCGAUUCAGGUUCAUGGAGUCGAGGGACGUUACGCCGCCGCUCUUUACUCAGCCGGACACAAACAGAACAAGCUCGACCAGAUUUCCACAGAUCUGAACAAUGUUCGCUCCGUGUACAAGGACAACAAGAAGUUCCAAGAGUUCGUCCUCGACCCAACUCUCAAGGCCAACAAGAAGAAGACCGCCAUCGAGGCUAUCUCAACUAAAUUGGGGCUUACCAAAGAGACUGGAAACUUCCUUGGACUUUUGGCUGAGAACGGACGUCUGAACAAGCUCGAGUCAGUUGUUUCUUCAUUCGAAUCCAUCAUGCGCGCUCACCGUGGAGAACUUUUCGUUCAGGUCACCUCCGCCGAAGAAUUGAGCUCAUCAAACCAGAAGGCAUUGUCUGAUGCCCUUAGCAAGAUCGGAAAGUCUGGACAAAAGCUCACGGUGACUUAUGCCGUCAAGCCAUCGAUUCUUGGAGGACUUGUUGUCACUAUCGGAGACAAGUACGUCGAUCUGUCGAUCGCUUCCCGUGUCAAGAAAUACAAGGAUGCCCUUGCCACCGCCAUCUAAAUUUUUCCCAAAAAAUUUAGUUCCUCAUCCCGAUUUUCAAUCUGUGCUUCAAACCAGUUCCCUGCCUCAUCAUACCCAAUCAUUGAAGAUGGUGUUUUAAAGAGUUGUUUAGUAAUCGGUUUUAUGUAUUGUCUUCAUUUUCUAGUGGGUCAUAACAUCAGCAGUGUAAUUGUUUGUUCCAGAAUUUUAAGUUUCUUUAUUGUACUCUCAACAAAUAAAUAAAUAGAUCUGU
Molecule: messenger RNA, 859 nt
Organism: Caenorhabditis elegans
Lineage: Eukaryota; Metazoa; Nematoda; Chromadorea; Rhabditida; Rhabditidae
Gene: atp-3
Product: Oligomycin sensitivity conferral protein
Exons: 3
Coding region: 4-627 (207 amino acids)
Biological process (GO): proton motive force-driven ATP synthesis
Cellular component (GO): mitochondrial inner membrane
Molecular function (GO): proton-transporting ATP synthase activity, rotational mechanism
Source: RefSeq, marked reviewed